AUGGUGAAGGUGGCUAAGAGGUCGGGCCACCUUCAGGGCCCGUACGUCAAGACCCUGAAGGAGGCCGCGGCGAGCAUCAGGGCGGCACUCACCGUGAUCGCGGAGAGGAUGGGCACCGAAGCCCCUUCUCUCAGCAAGGAGAACACCGCCCUGAGGGGAAAGGUGGAGUCUCUCAAGUCGCAGAUAGGCGAAUUGAGGGACACCAUCUCCCUCAUGGGUCGGGCGACCGUGGGGACGUCGGGGGAUGGGGACGCCUGGAACGGGGGGGGAGAGCCAGCGGGUGGCUACCUCCCCCGUCCUGCGCGUCAAGGGGAGGAGGCUGGUGACUCCGCCGAGGAGUCCGGCAACGGUGGAGGUAGGCCUCCGGACGGAGGCCAUCCCGCAGAAGGGAGGAGGUCCUUCCGCCGAAGGGGAGGACCGCCUGGUCGCCAUGGAGGCCAGAAUUAUGGCCUCCAUGGGGACCAUGGUCUCACGGAUCGUCGCGGAGGCGGUGGCGCCCCUGGCGGACGAACUGGCCUCCCGCCUGGAGAAGGUGUCGAGGGGUCGGGGGUGAAGAUCACCCGACCCGUGAAGAAGGUGGAGUUGCGCGUCCGACGGCUGGAAGACGCGGCAACGGAGGAGUCGGUGUCACGAGCGGUCGCAGCCGCAGGAGGCUGCGACCCCCGAGACGUCGAGAUAGGGACGAUCCAGAGGUCCUCGGACGGUCUGGGGACCUCCUGGAUCAGGCUUCCUGCGCAGGCCGGCGAAAAGGUCGCCGACCUGGGCAGGAUCAGGGUAGGCUGGGCCUGGGCACCGAUAAGCGUACUGGAGCCCAGGCCCCUGAUGUGUUACAGGUGUCUGGCGAAGGGACACGUGCAAGCGACGUGCCCCAGUCGAGAAGACCGCCGAGACCUGUGCUACAGGUGUGGCGCGGCGGGUCAUCGAGCGCGAGGAUGCGUCGCUGACCCGAAGUGCCCCCUGUGCACGGGUCUCGGCAGGAGGGCGGACCACAGGCUGGGUAGCGCGGCCUGUGCUCCGCCCUCCAAGGGAGGGAGUAGUGGGGUCCAGAGGGGUGCGGAGAUGAGGGCCCAGGGAGGAGCGCGGCCGACGGAGGCCGCUCCCCGCCCGCAAAGUGUCACCUCUCCGGCUCCCAGUCAGGCGGCCCCGUCGGCGGGCGCGGCGCUGGAGCCGACGCCGGCCAAUGGGGACAAAGGAGGGCCGGCUCCUCCGCGGGAGGAGGAGCCGAAGCCCCGGCGGGCGACCCGUUCGAUGGGGAGGAAGAAGGCGGAGGAAAAGGACGAUGAAGACGAGAGGGGCCUGGAGGAGCCGGCCAUGGACGUGGAGUAA
Messenger RNA from Ooceraea biroi (clonal raider ant), 1326 nucleotides. RefSeq lists its product as uncharacterized. Gene Ontology annotation, molecular function: nucleic acid binding; zinc ion binding. NCBI's taxonomy places the organism in Eukaryota, Metazoa, Arthropoda, Insecta, Hymenoptera, Formicidae. The record is from RefSeq and is a predicted model, not a curated record.